CAUUUUUCUUCUCCGCUGUUCAUUCUCCUUCAUCACUCGCCCUCUCCCCGCCGCCAUCGCACUCUCGCUCACUGCAUUCCGAGUAGCAAUACACCCAACAAAACAACAUGGCUGCACGGCCGUCAGGCUUCCUCAGCAUGGCCGCGUCGGCGUCUCGCAGUGGUGCGAACGACGCGGACGCUUCAAAGCGAGCUGCCAGCCAAGCGUCGAGCACAAAGGUGGCUCCAGCCGCUUCAGCAACCGCUUCUGGACCACCUGCUCGGUCUUCGGGCUUCCUGGACAUGGCGGCGUCGGCCUCGCGCGGUGGCUCUGCUGACUACGACAAGUCCAAACAACUCAUUCCCGGCCAGGCUCGAACCAAGGACGUGACGAUGGCUCCCUCGUACACGGCGCCGGCGUCGUCGAUGCACGCUCCUGCGCCAACGAUGGCCAAGGCGGACACGUCGGGCCUGAUGAGCGUCACGAGCACCCGCCUGAGCAGCGCGGCGUCGGACGGCCCAGAUCGCAACAAGUACCAGCUCGCGUCCACUCGGUUGACUGGACCCACUCAGCCGCUGUUCGUCAAGGCCGCUCCCGUUGUCACUUCCAACCCGUUCGACGAUGUCGACGACGAGGACGACGCAGACAAGAAAUCCACGACGAGCGACAAGAGCGACGGCGGCAGCGACUCGGAUUCUGGCUCGGACUCGAAAAAGUCAGGCUCCGGCUCUGGUUCUGGGUCGGGCUCGGAUGCAGGGUCCAAAUCAGGGUCAGGGUCAGAUUCAGACUCGGGUUCGGGUUCGGGUUCGGGCUCAGGCUCGGGCUCAGGCUCCGGCUCGGGCUCAGGUUCCGGGUCUGGUUCUGGCUCUGACAGCGACGCGAGCCACAAGAGCGCCAAAAGCAGCCAGAGCAGAAAGAGCGCUGCCAGCAAAGCGAGCCGCAAGAGCGACCGUAGCCACGGAGCGUCUUCGACUCGCAGCGAUGCCAGCAGCAACGACAGCGACGAGGACGGCGACCACAAAGACGACGCCACCGACGCCAAGCGCUCAAGCAAGAAGAGCACACUGGAGGUGCCCACCGCUGAUGGCGACCGAAUCUCAGUUUCGUCAAAACACUCACAACAACUCAGUCACCACACAGACGCCAGCGGAACAGAUGCCGAUAGCGAAAGCGGCGACGAAAGCGAAGACGCCAGCGACACGGAGUCGACCAACCCCUUUGCCGCCGCCUCGCCCAGCAAGCCGUCUCCACAAGCGUCAUCCGACUCGGCUAAGAAGAAGCCGCAGCCGCAACGACCCUCACUCGCCUCCGCAGUCUCCGUCGCAAGCGAAGACAGUGUCAGCAGCAGCGGCCCGGACACCCCGUCCGCGACCGCAUCGGGGAAGCGGCCCAACCUCUGGAAGAAGGCCACCACCACCGCUGCGAUGGCUGCUCGAGCAGCCCACAGCACAAACAACGGCCCGACGCUGACAGCAAAGGACAUGUCUCGCGCAGACUUUAUCGAGUUUUCGUCCACCAAUUUCAACGUGACCCAGCACGUCAAGCGAUUUUACGCCAACCAAGACUCUGGUCAAGACGGUGCAUGGCUGCGCGACAACGUCGAGAGCCUCAAUCAACUCGGAGACAUGGUUUCGCGAACGCUCAAGAAGAACGUUUUCCGAAACUACACUCGCUUCAUCGACACGACCAAGGAAAUCGCCAAGCUCGAAGGAGACAUGUAUCAGUUGCGGUAUCUCAUCAACGAAGAAAAGGACAUUAUCAAGCAGGUUGGUCUGACACAAGCCGCGACACCGCUCGUGUCCAGCAGCCCUGGCGGCGGCGGCGGCGGCGGCGGCGGCGGCAGCGGCUCUGGAGCAACUCCCACAAUCACUGUCGGUGACGACGAUGAAAACGGAUCCAAAGUUGACAAAAUCUCGCAAGAGGAACGCCAGGCGCGUGCCAAUCGCCUCCGUGCGACAUGGCGUGAGGUUGAAGGAAGCGAGGCAGCAAUGGGCCAGCUCCCCAAUCGCGACCGUAUGCUCGUUCUGAGCGGUGAACUCAGCGAGCUGAACGAUGACUUCCACGAGGUUCAAACCAUCAAGUUGUUCCUGUUCAACGAUAGCCUGCUCACAGCGACCAAGCGCAAAAAGUACAAGGAGCGCGGCGAGGACGCAUCGGCACCGUUCAAGGUUCAUCGAUUUUGCUCGCUCAAGGAAGUGGCCUUUAUUGACGUCAAGGAUUCCGAGGAUGCACAGAACGUGUUCAAAGUGAUUGCGUCGCAAGACGCCCUGCUCUGCCAGUCCGCGCAAAAGCGCCAGUGGCUCGACACGGUGGACCGUGUUCAGCGCGAACGCAAGCAGAACGACAAACAGCGCGUCGAAGCCGACAAACAGCGCCAGCAGGGCAAGCAAACAGACGAAGACCGCCGUCGAGAGAAGGUUGCACGCGACGACGCCGAGAAGAAGCGCGCUGCCAUCCUGGCUGUGGAUUGGAUUGUCGACAUGCCCGACAACUUGGACGUGUUUAUUGCACACCGCAACUUUGAGGCUGCCGCCAAGCUGAUUGAGAAGGUCUCGCAGUACUUGACCGCGCAUUUGCCACCUGUUGCCCCAGCAGCUGUUGAUGCGGCUGCUGUCGUCGGUUCUAGCAAUGCUGGCUCAACGACCUCCUCCUCCAACGCGGCACCCGGAAGCACCCAGGCCACGGUGGAUGCGCUCAAGGCUGCAAUGGAAGUGCGCCUGGAACGUCUCACCUCGACACUGGCGCGCGAGCUCCAGAACCUGUCGCUCCCUUCUGCCGAGCUGCACCGCCAUGUUGCGCUUUUGCUCCGUCUUGGUCAGUCGGAAAAGGCGCGCACCAUGUUCUUGUCAAAUCGCAGCUUUGGCAUGCAGCGCGAGCAGCGCCGCUUGCGGAUUGAGGGUUCGGCGCUCUUCUACAUUACCAAGCUCUCCAAAGUCUUCUUUGCGCGACUCGCUGAAGUUGCGUCCGAGUUCCGGCAGCUAUUUGCGGAUGCAAACAGCAAGUCUGCAUUCAGCGUCUGGGUUGUCACCGAAACCGAGCAGUUCUGCGAAACUUUUAGCCGCCAUGUCUUCCACAUGAGCCAGUUUUCGAUUGUAGUGCAGUGCGUCGAGAUUGCCGUCACCGAGUGCCAAUCUCUCAAGUCGGCUGGACUCGACAUUGAGUUUUCGCUGCAUCGGCUUUUGCACGAGAACAUCAUGACCGCCAUCGACGCACAGAAGGACAACAUUGAAAAGAAUUUCGAGCAGCUCGUUGCUAACGAUUCAUGGGAUGAGCUGCCAGCCAGCGACAAUAACAAACUUGCUGCGCCCUGCAAGUGCGUUGUCACGUUUGUUCGAACAAUGAACAAGUUUAUGGAAAAUGUCGCUCGCGUCUACAACUACACGUUGCUCGAGUUUGUUGUCAACCGAAUUGGCCGAACGGUCCAUCAAUUUGCCCACACGGUCAUUAGCGCUGCGUAUGAUCAACAAGAGAAGUCCAAGCGUCGCGCCAUCAAGAAAUGUGUCAUGUUCAUUGUCGACGUCUACAUUGUCCAGCUUGCAGCAAUGCUUGAGGAACUAAGUGGCAGACAGCCGAAAGAACUCCAAGAAGUUGCCAGUGCCAUCCGCGCCGAGAUUGGUGCUUGAUUUCAGUGGGUUGAUUUCAGUGCAAAUACACAAACUUUUUGAA
Messenger RNA from Capsaspora owczarzaki ATCC 30864, 3645 nucleotides. RefSeq names its product exocyst complex component protein. Gene Ontology annotation, cellular component: exocyst. Bases 108 to 3602 code for a protein of 1164 amino acids. Gene Ontology annotation, biological process: Golgi to plasma membrane transport; exocytosis; intracellular protein localization. NCBI's taxonomy places the organism in Eukaryota, Filasterea, Ministeriida, Capsasporidae. The transcript is spliced from 6 exons. The record is from RefSeq and is a predicted model, not a curated record.